AUGUGGAUGGUAGACAGUGGUGAUGAGCGUCAAAUGAUUGACUUUCGUUCAGUCAUUGCUGAUUGUGGUCUUACGGAUGUUGGUUUUGAGGGUCAAUGUUUUACGUGGGAGCGGGGUAGGAGUGCAGGGACAAAUAUCCAUGAACGUUUGGACAUAGUACUUGCUUCUGAUUCGUGGAGGAAUAUGUUCGGUGAUUUGUCCUUACAACAUCUUCCUUAUUCUAUCUCAGAUCAUUGUCUUCUUUUGUUGGAUACCGACCGGAAAGGAAAGAGUGAGAGACGUUGUGCAGCGGAGGUUGAAAGGCUUUGGGUUGCAUCUGAGGGUUUGGUUCCAGAAAGAUUAAGUCAAGUCUGUCAAGGACUUGAUGUCUGGUUCAAAAAUAUUUGCAUUCAGAAGCGCUUAACGAUGUCUGAUUUCAAGCAUAGGUUGGCGGAUUUGAUGGAGUUAAAUAUCAGUGAUGAAGUGUUAGGUGAGAUCGUGGAUACUAGACUACAAAUGAAUUUGGAAGCAGACAAACAUAAGUUGUACUGUGAACAAAGGGCACGAGUGAACCAGUUGAAGGCAGGGGAUAAUAAUAAAAAUUUCUUUCAUAUAUUUGCUUCCUAA
Hibiscus syriacus is the source of this 606-nucleotide messenger RNA. RefSeq lists its product as uncharacterized. The record is from RefSeq and is a predicted model, not a curated record. The transcript has 3 exons. NCBI's taxonomy places the organism in Eukaryota, Viridiplantae, Streptophyta, Magnoliopsida, Malvales, Malvaceae. Bases 1 to 606 code for a protein of 201 amino acids.